CAUCAACUAUAAUUUUCACUAUUUUCAAUCCCUAAAGUUUCCAUUAGAACCUUAAAGACUAGAUGAGAUAGGUAGAAGAACUCCAUUAGAGGUUUAGCAAUUAGCAACCAUGGAGAUUCAGCAAUUUCCACCAUUUACUAUCACACCUCGCCAUUUUCACCCAAUUCCAAACUCUACCCACCACCCAGUUCUUGUUUCCCCAUUGAAACAGCAAAGAAAUUUGCUAAAACUAAGCCCUCUUUUUUGUUCUUCAUCUUCUUCUCAUAGUCAUCCUGUUGUGCAAGACCCAAUUUUGCAACAAGGGAAUGAACCUUUUGGGAAAAGUAGAGAUACCCAUUACAAGAAUUCAAGAAAAAAGAGGGUUUUUUUCUUGGAUGUUAAUCCUAUUUGUUACAAAGGAAGCAUUCCUUCUUUGCAAUCUUUUGCUCAUUGGAUUUCCCUUUUCUUCUCUCAAGUUAGCCUCACUGAUCCUGUUAUUGCUGUUAUUGAUGGAGAAAGAGGUAAUGAGUAUAGAAGACAGUUGUUACCUUCCUAUAAAGCAAGUAGGAGGAAAUACUGGCAUCAGUUGCAAGGUGCAGUAAAAUCUCCAAGGAGUACGAUUGAAAGAUCACAUAGGCUCAUCUUGGAUGUUCUUCAGAACUGCAACGUUCCUGUAGUUAAGAUUGAAUCACAUGAAGCAGAUGAUGUUAUAGCCACACUUGUAGAACAGGUUAUACAAAGGGGGCACCGAGUUGUCGUUGCCUCUCCUGACAAAGACUUCAAACAACUGAUAUCUGAUGAUGUUCAAAUUGUCAUGCCAGUACCAGAGUUCAAUAGAUGGUCCUUUUACACCCUAAAGCACUAUGUGGCACAGUACAAUUGUGAUCCAAGGUCUGAUUUGAGCCUGAGGUGCAUGCUGGGUGAUGAGGUUGAUGGUGUUCCUGGAAUCCAGCAUGUUGUUCCUGGUUUUGGUCGAAAGACUGCUUUGAAGCUUUUGAAAAAGCAUGGCACACUGGAGAAUUUACUUAAUGCUGCUUCAGUAAGAUCAGUGGGGAGGCAGUAUGCACAAGAUGCCCUUAUCAAGUAUGCUGAUUAUCUGCGCAGAAAUUAUGAAGUUCUCUCUCUGAAGAGGGAUGUCGGUAUCCAUAUUGAGGAGCAAUGGCUUAAUGAGAGGGAUGCGCGUAAUGACUCACUUGUUUUAUCCAACUUCGUCACUUCGCUGAAGGACAGUAGGAAUCUUAAUUCGCAAAAUAGAUCUCAUUCCAUUGGUUGAAAUUGCCAGAAGAAAGCAUUUUGUGAGUUUCUUCUUUACUUCCUUAUUUGUUCCAUUUUUAAUUCUUCAGCUUUGACAGAGUGACGUAUGAAGUAUCUUCUGGAUAAUAAAGACGGUAAAAUGUCAAAAGCUGUAGCAAAAGGUCUGUUAGCUUGUCCACCAUUUUACGGUGAACAUUUAUCUUGCCUAUCUUACCAAAAGAAGACAAUACUUUAGCCCAUAUUUCAAUAUAUCACAGAUCAAUCCAGAGUAAAUUUGCUUUGGGUUGAAAUGACAAUAUUAGCAACAAAAGAUUCCGUUCCCAACUUCUUUUUUUGAAGUGGCUAGUGUUUUUGAUGUUAAAAUCAGAGCACUAAGGAGGUGCUGUAGCUACAUACAAAAAGAUUACAAGUGAAUAUUGAAAAAAGUUCACAGGAUGUGUCAAGCAUUAUUCUAAUCUUACACCAAAAAGCUAUCAACAUAAUACAAUCUUGCUUCCAGCUUUAGGUAUGUUUUUCUACAAAUUUAGUAUUUAUGUUAUAAUGAUUCUGAACGAUGUCGGAGCGCUUGUAUGAUGUUGAGUGAAUUACAAUAAAUUAACUAGAAAGGUCUGAUUACAAUUACCACAUUGAAAAGAUUAUUUUGUCAUGAAGAAGAAAACAAUGGAAAGACAUGGACACCCUGAAAAGGAACAGAAAAUGAAAUGAAUUUCAUGUUAUUCAAAUCCUCAAGUGCUUGGUGUUCUGUUCUAUGCAGUGCGUAAGUUAUAAUGUAAGCUCUACAACCUGAAGAACGAUGAUCUUGAUGUUUCAGCAGAAGUAUCAAACUAAACAAAUAGACGAUUACCAAAUUUUGCCAGAAGAUUUGACCAGAGGAACUGGACUGAAUUGGAAUAUCCGAAAUUCCGAAUUCACAAUAGAAGCAUACAGUAGAAAACUUAGCUAUCGUUCCUCUUGGAUGAAUCUCUAAAGAAGAGACUUCUGAGGUCUAAAGUGUACAGUAAGUUUGAGUUUCUUUUAGUAGUGCCUCUAGAGUAGAUUCGUGUACUAUUGUGUGCUCCACAAACAACACGUGAGGUCGGCUGUAGCUUGAAAACUAAUGGCGAGCUGUGUCUAGGUAUCUUCAGUGCUCAUCUGUUGUGAUGAAAGAACAUGGCAAAGACCCAACUUGUAUCCAUAUUUUAAUUCAAUAUAAAUCCUAUUUGGACCCUCAAUUCGUUUCCAUUCCCCCCUGUUUCCACCUAAUCUAAGUCGAAUAUACGAAGACCACAGUAAACAUUUGACUUUUUAAUUACCUUUCUCCUCACUCUUUCUUCUAGAACUUCAUUAUCUUGUAUGGAUUUCUCCAGACAUUAUUUUCUUAUUUUCAAAUUUAUUGAUUUUGCUGCCAUACUUGUUUUAGUCAGAUUUUUCAUUGAUUUGGGGAGAAUCAUCAGAAAUUCUCAUUAAUUUUCUCAAGUUUGGUAAGAAACCUGAGGUUUUCUAUUGGCAGGGACGGAUGCACAUUGAGUAAAGCUUGAGACAGCUUUAGUGGAAAGUUUUAUUAUUUGAUAGACAUGUAAACGAGAAAUGACAUUGUUCAAAUGCAUCAAA
Molecule: messenger RNA, 2823 nt
Organism: Solanum tuberosum (potato)
Lineage: Eukaryota; Viridiplantae; Streptophyta; Magnoliopsida; Solanales; Solanaceae
Product: 5'-3' exonuclease
Exons: 6
Coding region: 110-1252 (380 amino acids)
Biological process (GO): DNA replication, Okazaki fragment processing
Molecular function (GO): 5'-3' exonuclease activity; DNA binding; 5'-flap endonuclease activity
Source: RefSeq, a predicted model, not a curated record